AUGGCGGUUACUUUCUCAGAUCUGCACACAGAAGAGGGUGUCAAAUCCGUGGAGGAGCACCUCGCCGGAAAAACCUACAUCUCCGGGGAUCAGCUUUCUGUGGAUGAUGUGAAGGUUUACGCUGCCGUUUUGGAGAAACCCGGCGAUUCCUUCCCAAAUGCUAGCAAGUGGUACGAAUCAGUCGCUUCUCAACUUGCUAAAAGUUUCCCCGGAAAAGCUGUCGGAGUGAGAAUCGGUGCUGGUGCUGCUGCUCCAGCUGAAGCCGUUCAGACUGAGGCACCUGCAUCUGCUGAAGAUGAUGAUGACAUGGAUCUCUUUGGUGAUGAGACCGAGGAGGAAAAGAAAGCCAAUGAGGAGAGGGAGGCUGCUAAGAAGGACACCAAGAAGCCUAAAGAGAGUGGAAAGUCCUCUAUACUCAUGGAAGUUAAGCCAUGGGAUGAUGAGACCGACAUGAAGAAACUGGAGGAAUGUGUUCGCAGUGUUGAUAUGCCCGGUCUUUUAUGGGGAGCUUCAAAACUGGUACCAGUUGGUUACGGGAUUAAGAAACUCACGAUUAUGCUCACGAUUGUUGAUGACCUCGUGUCCCCGGACAACCUCAUUGAAGACUUCCUCACCUCAGAGCCUAACAACGAGUACAUCCAGAGUGUUGACAUUGUCGCAUUCAACAAGAUUUAG
Arabis nemorensis is the source of this 675-nucleotide messenger RNA. The record is from the annotation of a GenBank genome assembly. NCBI's taxonomy places the organism in Eukaryota, Viridiplantae, Streptophyta, Magnoliopsida, Brassicales, Brassicaceae.